AUGAGAAUAAUUGUUUUAAAGGAUAUAACACCAGUUGUUGAUGCCUUUGCAUGCAUAGGCUUUAAUAUUGAUCUCAAUAAAGCCAAAGGGAGCUUCAGCCAACCGGUGCGCUAUUUCGUACUUUUAAUUGGCGUUAUUGCUUGGACCGCAGCUUUGGCUGCUUAUACUAUGCAAUAUUUGACGGAUGUCGACAAAAUGGUCGCGGCGAUGACAAUAAAUGUGCAACUUUUCCUUACGACAUCAAAGAAUUUAAUUUUUCUAGCGCGACGUAAGCGCUUUUUACACCUAAAUGAGGCUUUGGAACGGCUGGCUUUGAAUGGUAACGAGUCUGAGCGUAUUUUAUGGAAUACCACAAAUCGUUUCGUUCUGCCCAUCACUAGAGCUUACAGGAUCUCGAGUGAGCUUACCGUCAGCUUUUGCGUACUAUUGCCAAUACUAAAGUUACUCUACUACUAUAUUUUUCAUUCCGAAGUGGUCCUAACGCUGCCAUUGCCGGGCAUUUUCCCCUACAACUACACUCUACCCUUUUACUUCAUCUUAACCACUAUACUCACCAUUUUGCUUGUUUACUUGUGCGCUUAUACCAUCGUUGCUAUCGAUGGUCUCUUCGGUUGGUUCAUCUAUAAUAUUUCGGCACAUCUUCAGAUUAUGAGUCUGCGUUUGGAGCAAAUUCUGCAACUACCAAUCGAAGAUCCACGCUUUCACCGACAUUUUGUCGACUUGGUGAAUUAUCAUAAAGAAAUAAUUAGGUUGUCUUUGGAACUUGAUGCAGUUUAUGCGCCAAUCAUAUUCUUAGAGGUCACUUCAUCUUCUUUGCCGAUUUGCUUUCUCGCUUAUCAGUUAUCUUACUUAUCGGAUCCAGCAAAUGUGCCCUUCAUGUGUUUGUUGAUGUCUUCUAUUGUUAUACAAUUAAUGAUUUACUGUUUUGGCGGCGAGAAGGUGCAGAGCGAGUGCGAUCAACUUUGUGAAAAUAUUUAUUUGCUCAUACCCUGGCAAAAUCUACCGCAGAAGCACUGUCGUUUGCUUCUAAAUCCGUUGAUUCGUUCGCAACGAGUUUUAGUCUUAACCGGCUAUUUUUUCACGGCCAAUCGCAGUCUACUUGUAUGGAUCUUCAGAACAGCUGGAUCAUUUACGGCCAUGUUAUUUGCUUUGAAAGAAAAGGACGUAUAAAUUACUGCUAAACCUUUAAACUUAUCUCUU
Messenger RNA from Ceratitis capitata (Mediterranean fruit fly), 1200 nucleotides. Its product is annotated as odorant receptor 45a-like. The coding region runs from base 1 to 1170 and encodes 389 amino acids. Gene Ontology annotation, biological process: detection of chemical stimulus involved in sensory perception of smell; sensory perception of smell. The record is from RefSeq and is a predicted model, not a curated record. NCBI's taxonomy places the organism in Eukaryota, Metazoa, Arthropoda, Insecta, Diptera, Tephritidae. Gene Ontology annotation, molecular function: odorant binding; olfactory receptor activity. The transcript has 6 exons. Gene Ontology annotation, cellular component: plasma membrane.